AAGGGCAGGUUAGAAUGGUUCACCCAGAGUGCUAGCAAGCUAGCCAACCAACCUUGUCAUUCUGUGCAUGUGUUUUAGCCUGGAGUAUCAUGACCAUGCUAUGCAAAGUCAGUUUUGUUCGCAGGUGCACCACCACCUUGAGCCCGGUUGUGGGAGCUCUGGCCUCGCGGCAGAAGCACACCCUCCCGGACCUGACUUAUGACUACGGAGCGCUCGAACCUCAUAUCUGCGCCGAAAUCAUGCAACUGCACCACAGCAAGCACCAUGCCACCUACGUGAACAACCUCAACGUCACGGAGGAGAAGUACCAGGAGGCGUUGGCCAAGGGUGAUGUGACUGCCCAGGUGGCGCUGCAGCCCGCCCUGAAGUUUAACGGAGGAGGCCACAUCAACCACACCAUCUUCUGGACAAACCUGUCCCCGAAUGGAGGAGGAGAGCCGCAGGGCGAGCUGAUGGAGGCCAUCAAGCGGGACUUUGGCUCCUUCCAGAAGAUGAAGGAGAAGAUGUCUGGUGCCACCGUGGCGGUGCAGGGCUCUGGCUGGGGCUGGCUGGGCUUGGACAAGGACAGCGGCCGCCUGAGGAUCGCCGCCUGCAGCAACCAGGACCCCCUGCAGGGCUCUACAGGGCUCAUCCCCCUCCUGGGUAUUGAUGUUUGGGAGCAUGCCUACUAUCUCCAGUACAAGAAUGUGAGGCCAGACUACGUAAAGGCCAUUUGGAACGUGGUCAACUGGGAAAACGUCAACGACCGCUUCGCAACUGCCAAGAAGUAGACGCAAGGUCUACACACACACAAACACACACAUAUACCCUCAGUCCCAUUAUAAAUGCUUCAGAACGCACAAAUACCCCACCCCCAUCCCUAUGUCUAGCUUUUAAAGAAAGAGAGAGAUGUGUGCUUGGGGAGGGGGGCAAGAGCAGGAAGUAGUUUGGAGUAGUCUGUUGUCACAGCAUAACGAUCAGCAAGAUGGAUGAGAUGUGAAUGAUUUUCAGUGUAUUUAAUUAAAGAUUUAUUUCAACUA
Clupea harengus (Atlantic herring) is the source of this 1019-nucleotide messenger RNA. It is a transcript of the gene sod2, whose product is annotated as superoxide dismutase 2, mitochondrial. The record is from RefSeq and is a predicted model, not a curated record. Lineage: Eukaryota; Metazoa; Chordata; Actinopteri; Clupeiformes; Clupeidae. Gene Ontology annotation, molecular function: manganese ion binding; superoxide dismutase activity. Gene Ontology annotation, biological process: superoxide metabolic process. Gene Ontology annotation, cellular component: mitochondrion.